Molecule: messenger RNA, 489 nt
Organism: Oryza sativa Japonica Group (Japanese rice)
Lineage: Eukaryota; Viridiplantae; Streptophyta; Magnoliopsida; Poales; Poaceae
Source: RefSeq, a predicted model, not a curated record
AUGCAUCUCUACUACUUAUUAAUAAGAGAUGCUUCCAUCGUCCGCAAGGCUCCUGAAGUGAACUAUAGCAUAAAUGGUCACGAUUAUACGAUGGGAUAUUAUCUUGCUGAUGGCAUAUAUCCUUCUUGGGCCACAUUGGUGAACACCAUACCAGAACCACAUGGCAACAAGAGGAAAUAUUUUUCCAAAGCACAGGAAGCAGUAAGGAAGGAUGUCGAACGAGCUUUUGGGGUUCUACAAGCUCGCUUUGCCAUUGUUCGAGGGCCAGCUCGAUAUUGGGAUGAAAAGACACUGGGAUACAUCAUGAAAGCUUGUGUUAUCAUGCAUAACAUGAUUAUUGAAGAUGAGGGAGAAUGUCCCAUGAUGAAAUACCUGAUCUUGAUGACUUUAUUCAGUCGCACAAAAAAAAUAAGGGACAACGAAACCCACUAUCAACUACGUGAAGACCUCGUGGAGCACUUGUGGCAGCAUUAUCCUGAUAAAUAUUGA